CAGCGCAGGCGCACUUCCGCUCAGCUCGCGGAGGCUUCUGCCGCGGUGGCGACUAGCUCGCGGGGCAUGGUCCCCGGGUCCGAGGGCCCGGCUCGCGCCGGGGGCCUGGUAGCUGACGUGGUGUUUGUGAUUGAGGGCACCGCCAACCUGGGGCCCUACUUCGAGGUCCGCAAGCACUACCUGCUCCCGGCCAUCGAGUAUUUUAAUGGUGGUCCUCCCGCCGAGACGGACUUCGGGGGAGACUAUGGGGGGACCCAGUACAGCCUCGUGGUGUUCAACACGGUGGACUGCGCUCCCGAGUCCUACGUACAGUGUCACGCUCCCACCAGCAGCGCCUAUGAGUUCGUCACCUGGCUCGAUGGCAUUAAGUUCAUGGGCGGGGGUGGCGAGAGCUGCAGCCUCAUCGCGGAAGGCCUCAGCACGGCCCUGCAGCUGUUCGAUGACUUCAAGAAGAUGCGAGAGCAGAUUGGCCAGACUCACCGCGUCUGCCUCCUCAUCUGUAAUUCGCCCCCGUACCUGCUGCCCGCUGUUGAGAGCACCACAUACUCCGGGUGCACAACGGAAAGUCUCGUGCAGAAGAUUGGGGAGCGAGGGAUCCACUUCUCCAUCGUGUCCCCUCGGAAGCUGCCGGCCCUGCGGCUUCUGUUCGAAAAGGCAGCCCCCCCGGCCAUGCUGGAGCCACUGCAGCCGCCAGCAGACGUGAGCCAGGACCCACGGCACAUGGUGCUGGUGCGGGGACUCGUGCUGCCCGUCGGGGGUGGCUCGGCCCCAGGCCCCCUCCAGCCAAAGCAGCCUGUCUCCCUGCCUCCAGCUCCAUCCUCGAGUGCCGCGCUCUCGGCAGCCCCCCAGCAGUCUCUGCCCUCCGUCCCCCAGCAGUACCAGGUUCCCGGGAACCUGAGCGCAGCUCAGGUGGCUGCUCAGAAUGCAGUGGAGGCUGCCAAGAACCAGAAGGCUGGGCUGGGCCCGCGCUUCUCGCCCAUCAAACCCUCUGCAGCAGGCGCUCCAGGUGGUCCCCCCUUCAGCCAAGCCCAGGCCCCUGCGCUGCCACAGGGCCCCCCUGGCGCCCCCAAGCCCGUCUCCCCACUUCCCAGCCCAACCUGGUCUCCACGGUGGCUCCCUGUUCAGGGCCUGGCCCCCACUGCGCAGCCCGGGGCCCCCCAGGCGGGCACGGUUGCCCCAGGUGGGGUGAAUGGCCCUUCCCCAGCUCAGCUCGGGGCCUCGGCCCUUGGGGGGCAGCAGUCCGUCUCCAACAAGCUCCUGGCCUGGAGCGGGGUCCUGGAGUGGCAGGAGAAACCCAAACCUGCCUCCGUGGACGCCAACACCAAGCUGACGCGGUCACUGCCUUGCCAGGUCUACGUCAAUCAAGGAGAGAACCUGAAAACGGAGCAGUGGCCCCAGAAACUGAUCAUGCAGCUCAUCCCCCAGCAACUGCUGACCACACUGGGCCCUUUGUUCCGGAACUCAAGGAUGGUCCAGUUCCAUUUCACCAACAAGGACCUGGAGUCGCUCAAAGGCCUCUACCGCAUCAUGGGCAACGGCUUUGCCGGCUGCGUGCACUUCCCCCACACGGCCCCCUGUGAGGUGCGCGUGCUCAUGCUCCUGUACUCGUCCAAGAAGAAGAUUUUCAUGGGCCUCAUCCCCUACGACCAGAGCGGCUUCGUCAACGGCAUCCGCCAGGUCAUCACCAACCACAAGCAGGUGCAGCAGCAGAAGCUGGAGCAGCAGCGCGGGAUGGGGGCGCAGCAGGCACCGCCCGGGCUGGGCCCCAUUCUGGAGGACCAGACCAGGCCCUCACCGAAUCUGCUCCAGCUCCGCCCACCGCAGCCCCAGCCUCAGGGCACUGUGGGGGCCUCUGCAGCCGUAGGGCAGCCCCAGCCCCAGAGUGCUGCCCAGGCCCCCCCAGGCGCUGCCCAAGGCCCUCCCGGAGCAGCUCCUGGCCCGCUCCCUCCUGGACCUAUCCUUCGGCCCCAGAACCCUGGGGCCAAUCCCCAACUGCGGAGCCUCCUCCUUAACCCACCGCCGCCCCAGACGGGGGUGCCCCCACAGCAGGCUUCCCUUCACCACCUCCAGCCACCAGGGGCCCCUGCGCUGCUGCCCCCACCGCACCAGGGCCUGGGGCAGCCCCAGCUGGGACCCCCCCUCCUGCACCCGCCACCUGCCCAGUCCUGGCCUGCACAGCUUCCCCCGCGGGCUCCACUGCCAGGUCAGAUGCUGCUGAGCGGGGGUCCCCGGGGCCCGGUCCCCCAGCCGGGCCUGCAGCCCAGCGUCAUGGAGGACGACAUCCUCAUGGAUCUCAUCUGAACCCCCAACACCCAAUAAAGUUCCUUUUAACACAU
Myotis lucifugus (little brown bat) is the source of this 2336-nucleotide messenger RNA. It is a transcript of the gene MED25, whose product is annotated as mediator complex subunit 25. Gene Ontology annotation, cellular component: transcription regulator complex; mediator complex. The record is from RefSeq and is a predicted model, not a curated record. Gene Ontology annotation, biological process: positive regulation of transcription by RNA polymerase II. Lineage: Eukaryota; Metazoa; Chordata; Mammalia; Chiroptera; Vespertilionidae.